Messenger RNA from Scheffersomyces stipitis CBS 6054, 402 nucleotides. RefSeq names its product Mvb12p (gene MVB12). Bases 1 to 402 code for a protein of 133 amino acids. The record is from RefSeq and is a predicted model, not a curated record. Lineage: Eukaryota; Fungi; Ascomycota; Pichiomycetes; Serinales; Debaryomycetaceae. The transcript has 2 exons.
AUGGACGACACAGAAAGACCGGAUCCCAUUCUAAGACAGGUUCCUCUCAUCAAUAACCCAGCCUUUCAACCUCCCAAGGCAAUAACACUAAAUGCCAAUUAUGAUGUUCUUAUUCCCACUCUAUCUAAUACUGUAGUUCCCCCCAAGAUCAAUUUGGCAGAUGAAGAAAUCCAAGCAUGGUUGCGUGAUAUCAAGAGCACAGAGUUCCAGAUCCAGAAUGCAAUCGAAAACGAUGAGGAUGUCAAGAAGUAUAAGCAAUGGAUCAAAACCCAGCAGAUAAAGGUGGCUCCAGGGUUUUCAUUUGAUGGAGUAAUGCAACCACAUAAGCAGGAGGUUAAAGUGCUGAAGAAUGAAGAAGAAGUCAACGAAUUGGACAAGGUCUUUGGCAAGACAAGCAUCUAG